AUGGAGGCGCUGCUGCUGGGCGCGGGGUUGCUGCUGGGCUUCUACGUGCUUAUCUACUACAACCUGGUGAAGGCCCCGCCGUGUGGCUGCCUUGCCAGCCUGCGGGGCCGCACAGCCGUGGUCACCGGAGCCAACAGUGGCAUCGGGAAGAUGACGGCGCUGGAGCUGGCGCGCCGGGGAGCGCGCGUGGUUCUGGCCUGUCAAGGGAGGUGGCUGGUGACAAGCCUAGCUCUUACCAUUCCACAGGAAAGCGGGAACAAUGAGAUCAUCUUCAUGGCCUUGGACUUGGCCAGUCUGACCUCUGUUCGAGCUUUUGCCACCGCCUUCUUGCGCUCCGAGCCCCGGCUGGACAUCCUUAUCCACAAUGCUGGGAUCAGUUCCUGUGGCCGGACACGUGAGCCCUUUAACCUGCUGCUGCGGGUGAACCACAUCGGCCCCUUCCUGCUGACACAGCUGCUGUUGGCCCAGCUGAAAGCAUGUGCCCCCAGCCGUGUGGUGGUGGUAUCCUCAGCUGCCCACCGGCGUGGGCACCUCGACUUCACUCGCCUGAACCUUCCUGUGGUUGGCUGGCAGCAAGAGCUCCGGGCAUAUGCUGACAGUAAGCUGGCCAAUGUGUUGUUUGUCCGAGAACUUGCCACCCAGCUUGAAGGCACUGGGAUCACCUGCUAUGCGGCCCACCCAGGGCCUGUGAACUCAGAGCUGUUCCUGCGCCAUGUUCCUGGAUGGUUGCACCCACUUUUAAGACCUCUGGCCUGGCUGGUGCUGCGGGCGCCAAGAGGGGGUGCCCAGACACCUCUAUACUGUGCUCUACAGGAGGGCAUUGAACCCCUCAGUGGGAGAUACUUUGCCAACUGCCGAGUGGAGGAGGUGCCCCCAGCCGCCCGAGAUGACCGGGCAGCCCACCGGCUGUGGGAAGUCAGCAAGAGACUGGCAGGGCUAGGACAUGGAGAGGAAGAUGAACCUGAUGAAGAUCCCCAGCUUGAGCACCCACAGGCCCCAUCUUCUCUGAGCAGUCCCCAUCCUGAAAAGCCCACAGUUUCUGAACCCUGUCCUGGUCCACAGAGCUCACUGGAUUUGCCUAAAGUCAUGUGCCGAAGUCAGAGUAAAGCUGAGCCUAUAACCCCAGCCUUCUAA
Elephantulus edwardii (Cape elephant shrew) is the source of this 1134-nucleotide messenger RNA. RefSeq names its product dehydrogenase/reductase (SDR family) member 13 (gene DHRS13). The coding region runs from base 1 to 1134 and encodes 377 amino acids. The record is from RefSeq and is a predicted model, not a curated record. The transcript has 5 exons. Lineage: Eukaryota; Metazoa; Chordata; Mammalia; Macroscelidea; Macroscelididae.